AAAAAGUUUGUGUUAUUGGUCUCCAAAGAUGAAUUUUUUAAUGGUUUAAUACUUGUUUUGAGGUGGUGGUAAGUGAGUGUUUGUCUUUUUUGAAAACUGUGUUUUAGAUUAUUGGGUGUUAGCUUCUAGUGAGAAAGAUGAGAUUUUUGCUGUUUUUUUUAUUCUAUGACGGUGGAGUUGUACAUUUGGUGUUUCAUGUACUGAAUUGGGGUUGCUCUGUUUGCUGUCAUGGCACUGUUGACCAUCAAGGUAGCUUCUGCUGACAGGGUGUUGCUCUUUUUUGACUAUACGUGAAGAGGAAGAUAGACUUGGUGUAUGGUGGGGGAAGUGUUGGGUUGAUGGGUUUGAUAUCCCGGACAGUGUAUGAUGGAGGUUGUCAUGUUCUUGGGAUAAUUCCAAAAGCUCUCAUGCCUCUAGAGAUAUCAGGAGAAACAGUCGGAGAAGUGAGAGCUGUUUUAGACAUGCAUGAGCGCAAAGCUGCAAUGGCCCGAGAAGCUGAUGCAUUUGUUGCUCUUCCUGGUGGAUAUGGAACAAUGGAAGAGUUGUUGGAGAUGAUAACAUGGUCCCAACUUGGAAUACAUAAGAAAACAGUUGGUUUGCUAAAUGUUGACGGUUACUACAAUAAUUUGCUCGCUUUAUUUGACAAUGGCGUUGACGAAGGUUUCAUCAAGCCAGGUGACAGGCAUAUAAUUGUCUCUGCUCCAACAGCCAAAGAACUUUUGGAGAAGAUGGAGCAAUACACAUCUUCACAUGAACAAGUGGCUCCUCAUGAAAGCUGGCAGAUGGAGCAACUUGGUGAUUAUCCCAAGCAACUAAAUGCGCAAUGAAGCAUUGUGGUAGGAUUCCCCUGUUGAUUCCUGAUUGAUUCAUCAUCGAGUUGUGCAGGACAAUCUAUUUGGAUGGGCCACAUGUUGGUCGUUUACCAUGUACUUUUGUUACCAUUAAAUGGGAUUUGAUCUUAUUUAAAAUCAUCUUAACUGUUUGAGAGUCAUCAAUGACAUAUCUUAUAUUUGAU
Durio zibethinus is the source of this 1015-nucleotide messenger RNA. Its product is annotated as cytokinin riboside 5'-monophosphate phosphoribohydrolase LOG8-like. NCBI's taxonomy places the organism in Eukaryota, Viridiplantae, Streptophyta, Magnoliopsida, Malvales, Malvaceae. The record is from RefSeq and is a predicted model, not a curated record. Gene Ontology annotation, molecular function: hydrolase activity, hydrolyzing N-glycosyl compounds. Gene Ontology annotation, cellular component: cytosol; nucleus. Gene Ontology annotation, biological process: cytokinin biosynthetic process.